AUGCACCUCCGCAAGUUGGAAGGCAAGGGUAUCCAGAAGGGGUCUCUACGGCUCUACUCUGGUUUCCUCUUUCUCGUUAUUGUUGGAUACGCCGUCUUGUCGAUGCUCCUGCAGAGUCUGUGGAUGACAGGCCCCAAGAGCGAUGCGCUGCUAUCCAAGGCGCCCUCCCUUGAGAGGAGGAGCAUGACCAACCUGGGGGGCAUGGCGAAGAAGUCGACAUGGAUCGAGACAGUUUCCGUUGACCCUCGCAUCUUCAUCGUGCACAACCUGCUGACGGAGGAAGAAUGUGACCACCUGGUCUCGCUCGCGCUGCAGAAGGGUCUCUCCGCCUCCCUCAUCACUCCCUACGGCACAAACAAACUCGUCGAGAGCACGACGAGAACCAACAAGCAAGCCUGGCUGGACUUCCAGCAGGACGAUGUCGUCAAGAGGGUCGAGGACAAGAUCGCGAAGCUGACAAAGACAACCCCUGAGCAGGGAGAGAACUUGCAGGUCCUCCACUACGCCAAGUCGCAGCAGUUCACGGAGCACCACGACUACUUUGAUCCCGCGACGGACCCGCCGGAGAAUUACGAGAAAGGAGGAAACCGAUUGAUCACUGUCAUCGUCUACCUCCAGGCGGCUGAGGAGGGAGGGGAGACUCAUUUUGGAGCUGCCAACUUGAAACUCACGGCGGCGAAGGGCGAUGCCGUUAUGUUCUACAACCUCAAGCAUGGAUGCGACGGCAUCGACCCUACCUGUGUUGACAAGCAAACGCUGCAUGCUGGGCUUCCUCCGAUCAAGGGAGAGAAGUGGGUGGCUACCAAAUGGAUCCACGAGCGAGGAUACCAAUCAGAAACGAGCGGCGGCUGCUUUGACAAGCAUCCCAAGUGUACCUACUGGGCAGGAAAGACUCCAACGGAGUGUAAGUUAAAUCCUGUUUGGAUGAGCAAGAACUGCCGACGAAGUUGCAAAAUCUGUCAACCAUAA
Messenger RNA from Guillardia theta CCMP2712, 969 nucleotides. RefSeq lists its product as hypothetical. Lineage: Eukaryota; Cryptophyceae; Pyrenomonadales; Geminigeraceae. Gene Ontology annotation, cellular component: endoplasmic reticulum. Gene Ontology annotation, biological process: peptidyl-proline hydroxylation to 4-hydroxy-L-proline. The transcript has 8 exons. Bases 1 to 969 code for a protein of 322 amino acids. Gene Ontology annotation, molecular function: iron ion binding; L-ascorbic acid binding; procollagen-proline 4-dioxygenase activity. The record is from RefSeq and is a predicted model, not a curated record.